AUGGAGGCGAUGUAUAGGCUGGUGAAGGAGUACAAGUCCGAUAGCGCUACUAUCACAAAUGUUAAGCCGGAGAUGGUGAACUUGCAUGUGGCAUGUGGAAAAUGUGGGAAGGGCAUCAUCGUGGUUCUAAAUCUUAAAUAUUUCGAAACGACUGGACCUGAAUCAUGUUGUGAACAACGCUUGGAUAUAAGUGUCAAGCCGCAGUUAGAUGAAGAACAAGCUACUGUGGGACUCGUCUCUGUUGUAGGAAACUUUAAUAUUCAAGUAAAAGAGAUAAUUGACGACGAUGUGGAGUGUGAUAAAAAAAUGAAGAAGGUGGAGCGAACGAAGUUCCUACCAAAGAUGGCUAAAGAGAAGAGGAUGAAAGAGAUGGAGAAUGAGAUGGUGGGCUGGGACGAGGAGCAGAAGAAGGCGGAGAUGAUGAAAAGGUUGAAGGAGAAAGUGGAAAUGGAGGUGGAAGUGAAGGUGAAAGAUUCUGCUCUAUCUUCACUAAGCUGGAGUGACCUUAUCAACGAAGAUGAAAGAAUCAAUGCGAUGCGCAUAAUUGUGAUUCCAAUUUCCAAAUAG
Messenger RNA from Lactuca virosa, 567 nucleotides. NCBI's taxonomy places the organism in Eukaryota, Viridiplantae, Streptophyta, Magnoliopsida, Asterales, Asteraceae. The record is from the annotation of a GenBank genome assembly.